AUGUCGUUUUUGCAACUUGACCGAGAAAGCCUGGGAGUGAUAAAGAAAUACCAAUUCCAAGAAGUGCUGUCAGCUCGGUUUGGGAUCCAGUUAACGCGAAAACAAACCACCGACCUACUAAAAAAGACUGGUGCCGAGGCUGACGAUGGACUGGUGUUAUAUGGAAAGUUUCUUGAAGCGUUUAGUCCACAAAGUGCUACUACUAAUGAAUCAUGUGAAAACAAUGUGGCGCCAAUGACUCCWCCAAKCGAUCGUCCAUCGACAACACCAGCACGAUCACCACGACCCGCUUCCACACGACCGGCAACCGUCCAAAGUAUAAGACCCCCCACGCAGGUGGAAACACGUGACRUUGACCAGCUAUUGGCAGAUAUAGGAGAGCUCGUGACUGACAAGUAUGACGUCAUUAAGAAGACAUUCAUUGGGAUUGACAAAAUAUCAAGAAAUUGUGGCCAUCUUACAAGAGAAACAUUUCGAAAACUCUUUGAUAGAUUUCUUGUUGAUGUAGAAAACCUCUGCAUCUUUAUGGAACAAYUUGCUUGCAGUACGGAUUUCAUUCUUCAAGUCUUCAGGGUUUUCGGUUUGCUCAGGCUGUUCAACAUGCAUACUUCUGGCAAUUCCACGGGCUUCAUCUUGAUUGGUUCAUUAUCACGAGUUCUGCAGAAUUAUGCUCGAAUGCAUGUCAAAGAGACUUUAGAACGAUUUCUUGAAGAGGAAGAAGAACARCAUUUUGAUGACAUUCCCAUGGAAACCACAGAAGACGACAAAAAUACAGARCAAAUCAAGGUCACCKUAACCGCUGACCAGGAAACAACGCUUAAACCAGGAGAUAUCGUGUUAAAAAUAAAAAAUGAGGUAAAAUCGAAUGACAGUGGAAACCCUCCCUACGACCACCUCUUAAUUCGGUCACCCCAUCAUAACGGCCAAAUAAUAGGUACGGGCGAAUUAUAGCCACAUACUUUUCAACUCAGGUAACACUGGCACCCAGUUAAUAGAAAGUUCCCUUCUGGGUCUCUCCGGACCAGACUCUCUCGGAGCGGCUAGGAACGCGUUGAUAGAGGCCCAAAAAGUCCUCGAUUUCAAGGGUCAGCGGAGUACAUAGUGAUACCGGAAGUUCAAUACACAGACUGGCGUGAUAUAAAGCGUGAUGUACAAAGU
Messenger RNA from Exaiptasia diaphana, 1158 nucleotides. RefSeq lists its product as uncharacterized. The record is from RefSeq and is a predicted model, not a curated record. Lineage: Eukaryota; Metazoa; Cnidaria; Anthozoa; Actiniaria; Aiptasiidae. The transcript is spliced from 7 exons. Bases 1 to 951 code for a protein of 316 amino acids.